Molecule: messenger RNA, 1382 nt
Organism: Nicotiana attenuata
Lineage: Eukaryota; Viridiplantae; Streptophyta; Magnoliopsida; Solanales; Solanaceae
Product: binding partner of ACD11 1-like
Exons: 5
Coding region: 186-1013 (275 amino acids)
Molecular function (GO): RNA binding
Source: RefSeq, a predicted model, not a curated record
CACUUACCUCGUAAAUUGCACGUCGAUGUGUGUGUGUGUCCAUUUUCUCUAUUCUCUCUCGCACGUUUCACGUUGACAUUCCAAGGUGUAGUCAGUCCCCUAGUGGUCUUGGACUGUGUUUUUGAAUACCCCAAGUCAGUCUUUCUGUUCGUGGUUUUGAUCUGCGGUCUGCUUUCUGCUAUUCAAUGUCGGUUACAACUGUGAGAGUCAGCAAUGUUUCUUUUGGUGCUUCACAACAAGACAUCAAGGAGUUCUUUUCAUUCUCUGGGGAUUUAGAGUUUGUUGAGAUGAGAAGUGAGGACGAGCUGUCUCAAGUUGCUUAUGUCACGUUCAAGGAUCCUCAGGGUGCAGAGACUGCAGUUCUUCUUUCAGGAGCUACUAUUGUUGACCAGUCCAUCACAGUAGCCCUUGACCCUGAGUACCAGCUUCCGCCUACUGCUUCAGUGCCACCUAUAGCAACUGAAAUAAAAAAUGUAGCUGGAGCUGGAUCUGCUAUUCAAAAGGCAGAAGAUGUUGUGAGCAGCAUGUUAGCAAAGGGCUUUAUCUUGGGCAAGGAUGCAGUUAACAAGGCCAAAGCAUUCGACGACAAACACCAGUUCACGUCGACUGCCUCAGCCAAAGUUGCUUCUUUAGACCAAAAAAUUGGCCUUAGCGAGAAAAUCACUACAGGAGCAACCGUUGUGAAUGAAAAAGUGAAAGAAAUUGACCAGAAGUUCCAGGUUUCUGAAAAGACAAAAUCAGCAAUUGCAGCUGCUGAGCAGACAGUUAACAAUGCUGGAACUGUCAUCAUGAAGAACAGAUAUGUUUUGACUGGAACAUCAUGGGUAACUGGUGCUUUCAAUCGGGUUACCAAGGCUGCAGCUGAAGUUGGCCAGAAGACGAAGGAAAGUUUGGCGGAAGACCCUGCAGGCAAUUCAGCUGAUGCUCAAGUACACGUCUCCUCGGAAUCUCCAAAAGCUGCACCAAACGACGAACCUACCAAGGCCGUUUCGCCUAAGGGCUUAAUCCUUUAGCUUGCCUAAAAAUAUUUCUUAAUAACUGGUGCACAAUUUCACUUGUUUGAUUUGAACUUUAGUAUGUUAUUAUGUAUGGUUAGGUGCGCUAGUUAUACAAGGACCAUUGUUUAAUCUGGGAAUUGGGACCUUGAAUAUUCUUGCUGGGCCAUCUGAGUCCAUGUCAAAAGUUGAAUCUUUUUACCGUCCCUCAACUUGGGAGAAAAUUGUUAGAAUUUGGCUUUUGGGAGUAGCCAGUCGCCUGAAAUUGUGCUGCAACGAUUAUACAGACAAACCCAUUAGUUGAUUAGACUGGCCAUUUCUGAGUCUGUAGACAGGGAUAAGAAUUGCAGCCUAUGAUGAUCAGUAUGAAUUACACUUUGGAGAGGA